ACGUCUUAACAAUUGCAAAUCUAUUGUCCAAACUCUCUCUACGUUCUAUACUCGUGUCCCAUCGAUUUCUACACACUUUUUUUGCUCCCUCGAAUCCAAAACCUAAAAACGACGCGAGUAUCAAUUUGCAGACAAAACUACUUUCGUGACUGUCAAUCUCUGUUUCACUAAUUAUUGUUGUUAAUCACUUCUCCUACCGUCAUGGAACCGCAAGCUCCGUCGUUAACUCCGAUGAUCCGUCUUCUCUGUAGCUACGGUGGCCGGAUAAUGCCUUUCCCUCCGGCAAAUUCAUUGCAAUACAUAGGCGGCGAGACGCGCAUCGUCGCCGUUCCUCGUGACAUCUCCUUUACUAACUUCUACGAGCUUCUCUCCGGUAAGCUUCUCUCUGGCCGUUCCUUCUCCCUCAAGUAUAGACUCCCUGGCUGUGACCUCGACUCUCUCAUCACCGUCGAUAACAACGAUGAUCUGCAGAACAUGAUCGCCGAGUAUGAUUCCUCUAGUCUCCGGCGUAUCCGUCUCUUCCUCUUCCCGUUAAACCAUUCUGAGUCAACUCGAUGUUCCGUGUCGGUUAACCGGUUACUCGGUCUCGAAUCGCCGGUCCAGAAAACAUCCUUCACCUCUUCGUCUUCCGUUCACCCUAUCCCGAUUUUCCCGCCAAAUAAUAGUCCGACGAAACGUGUAGAUCACGGCAAGUUCGAUGAGGAGAAUUUGAUAAAAGACGAGGCUCAUAAAACCACCGCCUCUUUGUUUUCGCCGGAAAACACAGCCGUCGAUGCCAUCGGAGGAGUUUCAGAUACAGAGACAGAGAAAGCAGAGGUUCAAGAUAAAUCUCGAACAAUUGUUCAAGAGCCUUUGCAGCAGCAGCAGCAGCGGUUAAUGGUGCCGGUACUCUACUAUGUACCAGUGUGGUCGAUGCAGCCACAGAUGGUUACUCAGCCAGUGAACGCUUACCCAUUGUCUCCGGCGACGGAAUAUUCUUCUGGGUUAGAUCCGUUGCCGGGAAAUAAGGAAAACGGGACCUGAAUGGAGUUUUCUUUCAC
Messenger RNA from Eutrema salsugineum, 1040 nucleotides. RefSeq lists its product as uncharacterized. The record is from RefSeq and is a predicted model, not a curated record. Gene Ontology annotation, molecular function: protein binding. The transcript has a single exon. Lineage: Eukaryota; Viridiplantae; Streptophyta; Magnoliopsida; Brassicales; Brassicaceae. Bases 202 to 1023 code for a protein of 273 amino acids.